Osmerus eperlanus (European smelt) is the source of this 1191-nucleotide messenger RNA. It is a transcript of the gene med8, whose product is annotated as mediator complex subunit 8. Gene Ontology annotation, cellular component: core mediator complex; mediator complex. The record is from RefSeq and is a predicted model, not a curated record. Gene Ontology annotation, biological process: regulation of transcription by RNA polymerase II. The coding region runs from base 269 to 1075 and encodes 268 amino acids. Gene Ontology annotation, molecular function: transcription coregulator activity; RNA polymerase II cis-regulatory region sequence-specific DNA binding. The transcript is spliced from 7 exons. NCBI's taxonomy places the organism in Eukaryota, Metazoa, Chordata, Actinopteri, Osmeriformes, Osmeridae.
UAUUUGCAUGCAUUUUGUGUUCAUUAAAUGAACACGUAAUAGCUACGUAUUAAUUACAAAUUACAUUAAACCUAAAAUCGUUUUCUUAUGGAUACGUCAAAGUAUGUGGAACAAAAAUUGCUAUUCCCUUUGCUCAGACAAGCGACUACUGUAAGCCUCGUUUGGUUUACUUCCGAGAUCAUCAUUUAGCUAGCUAGCUAGUUGCUGGCUAACAAUAUCUGUCGGUUUACGUUGGUUAACUCAUAGAGAAAAGUGGAUAAUAAUAAUAAUGCAGCAACGGGAAGAAAAGCAACUGGAAGCAUCGGUGGAGUCACUUAUUUCUCGCGUUGCACAUCUGAAAAAUGCUUUACACAAUUUCAUUUAUAAACUGGAAAAUGAGUACGAUCGUUUGACAUGGCCCUCGGUGUUGGACAACUUUGCCUUGUUGUCCGGCCAAUUAAACACCAUCAACAAACUGUUGAGGAAUGAAAAGACUCCUUCAUUCCGCAACCAGGUUAUAAUACCUCUCCUGCUGUCUCCAGACAGGGACGAGGAACUAGCAAAACUGACAGAGCAACGCGUCCCAGUGUUCAGCCAUGAGAUAGUGCCGGACCACCUACGGACCAAGCCCGACCCGGAGGUGGAGGAGCAGGAGAAGCAGUUGAGUGCAGAGGCCGCCCGGAUCGGCCCCGAACUUGCUCAGAAACAAAUCCAGACUUUGAAUAAGCUCUGUUCAAAUCUGCUGGAGAAGCUGAACAACCCUCGCGACGACAGAGACGCCGAGAGUGCAGCGAUACGACAGAACAAACCAUCUUUCAACCCCGCUGACACCAACGCCCUGGUGGCCGCUGUGGGCUUUGGGAAGGGCCUGUCGAAAUGCAGGCCCCCGGGACCUGUGGCCCCUGGGCACCCCGGACAAGGGGCCAUGAUGACAGGUGGCCCCACCUUACAGCAGGUCACUAUUGGGGGUGCUCCAGGGCAGGCUGGUAUGGGAGGACCCCCACCCCAGCAACAAGGACAGCCAGGAAAAAUGCCCAGCAGCAUCAAGACCAAUAUCAAGUCAGCCUCGGGUUCAAUGCAUCCCUAUAACCGAUAAAAUUAUUCACGGUGGACGAGAUCAUGUUCUGAUAUCAUUUAAACAUUGAUUAAAAGCCAUUCAAGUAUUAUGUGUCAUUUGUCUUUAAAACGAAUAAACAAUAGCUUAUUAUGUGA